UCAAUAAACCUUGGCUGCGAGCUUUGGAGGUGCCGUUUCUCGACGACCAGCCGAUGAUAGGGCCGCCUGGCUGCACAGGUAGGGACUUGCAGACACUGCGACAUCGACGCUUCGCCCUCGAUCCAGCCACCCUAGUGUUCAAAGAAAGGAUUGAUGGCGGGCUUGACGGCUACGUCUGGAAGGUCUAUUUUGGGGACGCGGGACCCUUUGCUUUGAAGGUGUUCUGGGACGCAGCCCCGCCCGAAUUCUAUCAUUACUACGCGCCACAGCAGGAGUGCCACAACGCCGCCGUCCUCCAGAAGAUGGCGGCAGCCGUGGCGUCUGGGCCGGUUCUGAUUUACAACGCCCCGGAAACCAAGGAAGACGCCCUGAGCAAUUUCUACCCAUAUUCCGACGAGAGCCGCCUGGCACAGAAGUCUGUAGAGAAUCUUGAGACUAUGGAUGGGACUAGGCUUAUAUCGUCGAUCCUACGCAUGGUGCAGUGCCACGGCUGGCUGAGGCUCAGUGGCAGCGUGUUCCCAACACUUCCUCUGAGCCUGAGGCCGCCGUCUAUGAAGGUCGGCAAGAUCCAGAGGUCGAUGUCAUCCAGAAAGGAGUACAUUGCGCUUGUCUACGAGCUGGUCGAAGAUGGCGAGAACCUGCCGGCUGCUGUGGAGGAGGUGGCAGAUUUCUUGUGGUGUGCCGGCUUCAGUCACACGCUUUCGCCUGCGGCACGGAAUUGGAAGAUCGGAGUGCUGGUGAUCUGGGAGAUAUCGUCCACGCUGGCAGUUUUUGGUGGAAGCAACCGCUCUACGGAAUGAGAACGGCAGACAGGAUAUUGUUAAAGUGAUACCAUACCUAGUCAGCCUCACAUUGGCCAACCAUGCGCAACAAUUCUGACGCAGAGGGUGUGAAUUGCACCUGUUCC
Molecule: messenger RNA, 907 nt
Organism: Phialemonium atrogriseum
Lineage: Eukaryota; Fungi; Ascomycota; Sordariomycetes; Cephalothecales; Cephalothecaceae
Exons: 2
Coding region: 54-800 (248 amino acids)
Source: RefSeq, a predicted model, not a curated record